This is a messenger RNA of Cryptotermes secundus, 3602 nucleotides long. RefSeq lists its product as uncharacterized. Gene Ontology annotation, biological process: establishment of epithelial cell polarity. The coding region runs from base 218 to 2431 and encodes 737 amino acids. Lineage: Eukaryota; Metazoa; Arthropoda; Insecta; Blattodea; Kalotermitidae. The record is from RefSeq and is a predicted model, not a curated record. The transcript is spliced from 7 exons.
CGGGGCGUACAGAGUCAAGCUAGACACUUUCGUAAUAUUAGAGCGUUGUUUUUUAGUGUUCGCGUUUUGAGUGAUGGUGACAUUAUGUUGGAAAGGCGGACGAAUUCAGUGCUUAUGUGACUCGUGUCUGCAUUAUGACAGAUUUUAUUUUGAAUAGUUUUACUGUGCUAACAUUCGCUAACAUUAAUUAAAUCUAAAGGUUAUGUGAACAAGGUUUAUGAACUUUGAAGUGCUGGGAUAUGUCACCUUAUGUCUGGUAUGUCCAGCAGAAAGCGAGGGAAGGGAUCAAGGACGGGGAAGUGUGCAAGACAUGGUGGCUACACUUCAGGCACGGCGAGAAGAGUUGCAAGCAAAACUUAAUGACAGAAACCGAGAAUUAAAACAGCUAUGCAUACAGGAGGCAGAACUAACAGGAGUUUUGCCUCCAGAAACUCCUUUGGAACCUGGAGAGAUUCCACCAGCUUUCAGGCGCCGUGUGGGAACAGCAUUCACAUAUCCAGAGAACCUCAUCAACAACAACCAGCUGAAAUCUAAAGAGGAGGAGACACUGACUGCGUUGGAGUUGGAAUGUAAAAUACAGAAAGGGAUUGCUGAAGCAGCACUGGGACUUGCCAAUGAGACCACUUCAAGCAGAGCUGCUCGACGUAAGCAUAGGCUUAUGUACCAACAGAGCCGCCGUCGCCUGAUAGAACUAGAAGCAAGGCUUGACCUGUUACAGCAGUCCAACAAAUCACAACAUCCAAAGCAGAGGAAGAAGCCACGACCUCCUCUAGAUAGUGAUGUGGACUGUGUGGAUCGUGACACAGGAGGUGAUGCUCUCUCACAUGAUGGAGGUGUCAGUUUGUCACCACUCAGUCCUGAAGCAGUUGCUGGUGAAACACGUCGAUACUGGGACAUUCGUCACUCUGCAACCUACGAUGGCUUAUCUCGGCAUGCUGUGAGAGAUAUGAAAGGAGUCCAUCCUCAGUUACAACGACAUGGCAGUGGUGGGCACUUCUCAGGUGGGUUGGUUACAAGCUUGGGAACUGGAAGUGGGCAUGUACACUACAUACAGCAGUAUGCAACGCUGGGAAAUGAACUAGAAAAUCACCAUCCAAGACUAGAGACAGGGCCCACUUCAUCAGCUGUAUCCACUCUUCCCAGUAAUUGGAUGCGUCAUGAUCAGGGACUGUACACAGAGGUGGAUUCUGGAAUGCACUUGACACAUUCUCCCAUGCCACGAUAUCCAGUCUCACAUGUUUUGUCUCAGACACAGUCCCGUUGGCAUCAGGAAAGGAACAGGUUUGGGAGCCUGGAUCGACGGAAAGCUCCUGCACCUUCCCACAGUAGCAGCAGUCCUUGUUUGGAGACCUGGAGUACUGAAGACUUGGAGCUGCAAAUCCAUAUGCCAGCGUAUCAAGGUGUGAUGUAUGGUGUAUCAAAAUAUGGACACACCUCAGCACAGCCCUCACUCUUGUGUCCUCCUGUGGAGAUGAAACAAAAUCGGGCUGAUGAACCUCAUAUACAGCAGGUGGUACAGAGUACUCAUUCUGUAAGUGGGGGAGGAGGUAGAGCAUUGCUUCCAAAUCAGACAUAUCCAGAACACAGUUUGGGAAUAGAUGGACGUGGGGGAGGACUGCUCCGAACACAGUCUCUGGGUAGUGUAGAUCCCCAGCCAACUGACACGUUAAAUAGGAAACAUAAGGAGAAGGAAUGGUAUGAAACAUCGCUUGAUGCAGAUCCUUCACAAGCUACACAAGAGUCACAGUCCCGACCUGCCUCAUCCUUGCGAAAACGAUCUCCAGAACCUGGUGGACCAGCAACGAGUGAUGCUUCGAGCAAUCUUUCUAGAAGUAGUAGCAAUGUAUCCAGUGAACAGCAUCCUCGUUAUCGUGUGCACCAUGUGGUCACAAGUAGGAAUGAAACUUUUGACACAGUUGUGCCAUUUGAGUUGCCCAAGAAUCACACUGUUGUUCAGGCUGGGAAGUGGCAGCCAUAUCGGGAAGUGACCAAACCUUUUGAAAUGGCUGACUUCUACAAGUAUAGCACAAAGUUCCGAAAGAAUCAGGAGAUGGGACGUGCGUCUCAAGUGCCUUGUCCUGACUCCAGUCAACAGCAGCAGCAGCAGCAGCAGCAGCAGUCAUCAUACAGUACAAGUUCCCCAGGGUACCAAGCCCAAGCUCAUGCUUUCAGUGGCCCUGGUAUGUGCCUUAAUCGAGGUCCGCACUUGGAGUCUCCUACGCCCCAGCAGAAAGGAAAAUACAAACCCUUGCAACCAAUGACAUGUCAACCACUUGAUCCUGCUACAAGGAAUCUUGUGGUUUCACCAAAUGCAUCAUUGGAUGGUAGCCUGGUGUUGGGAAGUGAAGAGUCACUUGCUGCUGCUUUUUCAACAGAGAUGUUGGCCUGGUACCAAGAUCAGAACAUUCCUCGUUCGGCAACACUUGUCUAACAGCAAUACUUACAUGUGUCAUGUGGUAGGUUGUGAGUGUUCUUAAGAAAAUUUGAUGAGUUUCAUGAAACUUCCCACCUGUUUUUGUUGUAUGUAAAUGUCAUGUCAUCCAUCAAGGCACAUAUUCAUAUUUAAGUAUAUAUUUUUACUAUUGUGCACAUUUUGACUUAAUCUCUGAAGCCACUGAUUUGUUGAUGUGCAUGUUUGCCAUUAUAUAAUUUGUCCACAUAUUUUAGUUGUGAGCUUUUACCACUUGCACUCUUUCAUUUUAUCAUAUUUAACCACUUUAUUAUUUACUAUAUGGAUGCAAACCAAAGAUUUGACAUAAGAAAUUAUUUUUAGUACUUAGUACCUGUGUAACAAGAAUUCUAAUAUGAACGCCUUAUUCUGAGUGAUGUUUUGUUACGUCAGUAAAGAAGCAAACUGUGCUUGGCAUCACAUUUUUGAAAAGCUGACUUUAUUCUAAAAAUUGAUAGAUACGUACACCGUAAACUCAGAUUCAUGGUUGGAAUUCUUCAUGAUAACAGGCAGGGACUGGUGUGCUUAUUUGGUAAGAACCUUAGAAGUCUAGAGAAUUGCUAAAUGGGACGACUUAGCACAUAUCUGACUGCUUCUCUCGUAUGAUGUUGCAAGUUUGUAACAUACUCUUUCCCUACUAACUAAAACAUCUUAGUAUGUUGAAACCCCCAUUUAAAGUUUCUUUGCAGAGCAGUGAAUUUUAACACGAAACUGAGGAAAAUCUUAAAUUUUGGAAAUGAAACUCAAGUUAUUGACUAGGGGUUAUUGAAAUGGAAUGUUAAAUGAAAGAAAACCUUAAAUUGAGGACACGUAAAAUGGGGGCUUAACUAUAUUUCUGUUGCUUCUGUUAUCAUUGCAGUUAUCCUUCAAGAUUCUUCCUGAUUAACUCCCCAUAUUAAGAAGUUAUUUACAGUAUCUUGGCUUGGCUUAAUUUUCAUUUUUAUAUUUCUGCUGUGACACAUGUAGGAAGGACUAAGAGUCAAUAAUAUCUACAAAAGUGCGGCCAGUAAGUGUAAAAGGCAUACUUUACUGAUUAUAAUUACGAAUUUAUAGAAACCACUUGCAUGCCGGGAUAUAGUAAUGCAUGAUAUUGUAACGUGUUGGGCGUUUCUGAAGACGCCGUAGAGAUGGUUAAUUGGUUUAUUUAACAAUC